This is a messenger RNA of Cavenderia fasciculata, 1206 nucleotides long. RefSeq names its product GlcNAc transferase (gene gnt2). The transcript is spliced from 2 exons. Bases 1 to 1206 code for a protein of 401 amino acids. The record is from RefSeq and is a predicted model, not a curated record. NCBI's taxonomy places the organism in Eukaryota, Evosea, Eumycetozoa, Acytosteliales, Cavenderiaceae.
AUGGCACCAACUUUUAAACUUAUAGCACUAUUAUGUAUAACAGUAUUUAUAAUAAUAGGAGUAUUUCAAUUUAGUCCAAGUUUUAAUAAUAAUAAUAAUAACAAUAUAGAUCAACAACAAGUAGAUGUAAUAGAAAAAGCAGAAGGAGAAAAUGAUUUAAUAUCAAGUAAAGAACAGGUGAAAUUGGAACCAACUAUAUUUAUAUCUUUGGCAUCUUAUAGAGAUGCAAUGUGUAGUGAUACGAUUAAUUAUAUCUACAAGAAUGCAAAACAUCCAGAGUAUAUAUAUGUUGGAGUGGUAGAUCAAGGUGCUGAAAAGAUUGACAAGAUAUUCAAUGAUACUGUAGAACAUGGUUAUCCCAAUUCCUAUUGUUAUCAUUCUCUAGAUAUACCAAAAGAAUGGGUAGAUGAACACAUACGAUUCAAAUCAAUGACAUCGGAAGAGUCAAAAGGUCCGACAUUGGCAAGAUUCUGGGCAAGCAAACUAUACAAAAAAGAAACUUAUUAUAUGCAAAUCGAUUCACACAUGCGUUUUAUCAAACAUUGGGAUGUUCAUGUGAUUGAUGAUCAUUGGAAAUUGACUCGUGUCGAAGGUGUAGAGAUUGGAAGAGGUGGUGUUCCCAAAGGGAUAUUGACUCAUUAUCCAUUACCAUAUGACCACGAUUCAUCUGGACUGCCAAAAGAUGACCAAACACAUGUACCCAAUCUAUGUAAAGGUAUAUUUAAUGCAGAGGGUCUCAUGACAUUCAACUCUUAUAUUCUCGCUGCCACCGAGGUACCAAAAGAGUGUCCAUUUUUAGCGGCUGGUUUCUUUUUUGGUACAGCAGAGUUUUUAUCAACGGUUCCAUACGAUCCUCAUCUUCCCAACAUGUUUGAAGGUGAAGAGAUCUUACAUACCGUACGUCUAUGGGUCAAUGGUUACAGAUUCUUUGCACCUACAAUGAACUUUUGUUAUCAUUUCUACAUUCGUAAAGAUCAACCAAAGUUUUGGGAAGAUGUAUCAGAAUAUCGUGUCGGCGUGAGACAAUCAGUCGACAGAGCAAAAUACAUACUUGGUUUGGAUCAUCCACAUGAUCUAUCUGAUCCAAAAUACUACGAUAUCAAUGACUACGACAUUAAAAACAAAUCAAUCAUUCAACAAUAUUGGAAAACUUAUGAUUUAGAUCCAAUUGCUAAAACUCAUGAUUUUAAUAAAUGGUGUAGAUAA